UUCGCAGCUUACCAAGAAUCGGGGAUAGACACACAACCCCAGGCGUUCUCCUUUUCAGCAUUCGUCUUCGCCGCCUCAAAUACUUCACUGGUUGCCAUCAUCCUCAUCUUCGUCUUCUUCUCAAUUCGCCUUUUCCUUCGAAGUAACAGUUUCUCCCGAAAACAUAUACUAGAAUCCCCUUGAAUUCGACAAUCAACCAUGGCCUCUCUGGCCACCAAUUUCCUCCUUCACCCUUCUCCGACAGAGCCCAACAGGCUUCUCCCAUCCUUCCUGAAUGGCAGGAUCCUUUCCUCUACUAGGCCAAGGAAGCUGUUGUCCAAGAAGUUCAAUCACUCCAGGGUCGUCGCGUCCGCGGAUUCCGACGGGGCGAAGCUGCUUGACAGACCGCCGUCGCCGACGCCGAGCUCGAACGAUGCUAUUCAGCAGUUCCUGGAACGAGAUUACAAGUGGGGAUUCGUCUCCAACGUCGAUUCCUUCUCCCUCCCGAAGGGCCUCUCGGAGGACACCGUCCGCGCCAUUUCAGCCCGAAAGAAGGAGCCCGAGUGGAUGCUCGAAUUCCGCCUCAACGCCUUCCACAAGUGGCUCAAGAUGGCGGAACCGCUCUGGUCGGACAACCGCUAUCCGCCCAUCGAUUACCAGGACAUCUGCUACUACUCCGAGCCCAAGCAGAUGCCGAAGAAGAAGAGCCUCGAGGAGGUCGAUCCCGAGAUACUGGAGACCUUCCGCCGCCUCGGCAUCCCCCUGACGGAACAGAAGCGGCUGGCGAACGUCGCCGUCGACGCCGUCUUUGAUAGCGUCUCCAUCGCCACCACCCACCGGAAGACGCUUGAGGCCGCCGGUGUCAUCUUCUGCUCCAUCUCGGAAGCAAUCCAGGAGUACCCCGAUCUCGUGAGGCGGUACCUCGGCAGCGUCGUACCUCCCGGCGACAAUUUCUUCGCUGCCCUCAAUUCAGCCGUGUUCAGCGAUGGCUCAUUCUGUUAUGUCCCCAAGGACACCGUCUCCCCUAUGGAUAUCUCAACCUAUUUCCGGAUCAACGCCCUCGAAACUGGACAGUUCGAGCGGACUCUGCUCGUCGCCGAUGAACGGAGCUACGUUGGUUAUCUGGAAGGUUGCACGGCGCCCUCCUACGAUCGAAACCAGCUCCAUGCUGCAGUAGUGGAGCUCUACUGUGCAGAGGGUGCCGAGAUCAAGUACUCCACGGUGCAAAACUGGUAUGCUGGUGAUAAGGAAGGAAGGGGUGGAAUCUUCAAUUUUGUAACAAAGAGGGGAUUGUGCGCCGGAAACCGAUCGAAGAUCUCGUGGACGCAGGUGGAGACAGGUUCGGCUAUUACCUGGAAAUACCCGAGCGUCGUCCUUAGGGGGCACGACACAAUUGGGGAGUUCUACUCGGUUGCACUUACGAACAACUGCCAGCAGGCGGACACAGGGACAAAGAUGAUACACGUGGGGAAGAACUCGAGGAGUAGAAUCGUUUCGAAGGGGAUUUCGGCAGGGCAGUCCAGGAAUUGUUACAGAGGGCUUGUGCAAAUGCAGCCUGGUGCCGAUAAUGCGAGGAAUUUUUCUCAGUGUGAUUCGUUGCUAAUUGGCGACAAUGCUGCCGCCAACACAUACCCUUACAUUCAGGUGAAGAAUCCCUCAGCUCGUGUUGAGCAUGAGGCUAGCACUUCUAAAAUUGGUGAAGAUCAGUUAUUCUAUUUUCAACAAAGGGGCAUUGACAACGAAAAGGCUGUUGCUGCCAUAAUUGGUGGGUUCUGCAAGGAUGUCUUUAAUGAGCUUCCGCUUGAGUUUGCAGCUGAGGUGAACCAACUCAUGAGUUUGAAACUAGAAGGGACUGUUGGGUAGGCCUAACAGCCAUAGGAUGAGCACCAUUUUGUGUAUUUUUCCGUAUCACGUAGCCACUUUAUGUGGUCAAGAUGUAAAUGAUGUACCCAUAUCUGUGGGGACUUGGAAGUAGCUUGCUUGGAAUGGUGGUGGUAAUGUAACGCAGUCCUGAUCGCUCUGUACACGCAUGUAACAUAAGUAGCUUAUUUUGAAGUGUUUGUAAGGCUGCAAAUCAACUUGGUGAUUAUCUGCCUUGACGCUUAUUAUGGUAGCUGAGAAAUCAUUUUCUUUUCCCCUUCCCUUCAGUGGGGGA
Molecule: messenger RNA, 2134 nt
Organism: Nymphaea colorata (pocket water lily)
Lineage: Eukaryota; Viridiplantae; Streptophyta; Magnoliopsida; Nymphaeales; Nymphaeaceae
Exons: 2
Coding region: 199-1842 (547 amino acids)
Biological process (GO): iron-sulfur cluster assembly
Source: RefSeq, a predicted model, not a curated record